UUGUUGAACCAUGAAGAGCAGGAAUGAAAAGAAGAGAGGGUCAUCGGUCCCAAAAGGAGGCCACAUGGGCAAGAAAUUUUCGAUCAACAAUGACCCGUUUUUCGAAACGGAGAGCAAGAAGCGGCGAAAAAUGGAGUACGAGGACGAUGACAUUGAGUCAGGGGACUUUGAAGAGAUGGCUGAGAUUCUGGGUGGUUCUGACCCAAGCGGGGGAGAGGAGAAGCAUGAAGAUGAGGAUGAGGAGACCCCUGGUGAGAUUCGAAAAUGGGUGGCGACAGAGCUUUUGGAUAAGAUGCGGGCAAUAGCAAGGAAGGAGAAAGAAGAUGAGGAAGAGGAGGAGCCGAGGGAUUAGCUUGUGGUCAAGAUUUUGUAACAGGAGCAGCUUGAGGAGAGUGGCAGG
Durio zibethinus is the source of this 400-nucleotide messenger RNA. The record is from RefSeq and is a predicted model, not a curated record. Lineage: Eukaryota; Viridiplantae; Streptophyta; Magnoliopsida; Malvales; Malvaceae.